Messenger RNA from Branchiostoma belcheri (Belcher's lancelet), 2084 nucleotides. Its product is annotated as forkhead box protein L1-like. The transcript has a single exon. Gene Ontology annotation, biological process: cell differentiation; anatomical structure morphogenesis; regulation of transcription by RNA polymerase II. Lineage: Eukaryota; Metazoa; Chordata; Leptocardii; Amphioxiformes; Branchiostomatidae. The record is from RefSeq and is a predicted model, not a curated record. Bases 19 to 1635 code for a protein of 538 amino acids. Gene Ontology annotation, molecular function: RNA polymerase II cis-regulatory region sequence-specific DNA binding; DNA-binding transcription factor activity, RNA polymerase II-specific.
CAAAUAAACGUCGUGUGUAUGACUGCUCUGAUUGGGUGCGGUGACGUCGGAGUGUUGAAACCCCGAGUGACCCGGGCACUCCGAGGGGUUGUGGGUGGCCGCCUCUCAAAGCCUGAUGGUCCUGCGGCAUUUAUUUUGCUCUCGAAAAGUCAACUCAUCCCUAGGUACAAAAACAACAAUCGACAAUUUUUAAAACAAAGUACGACUAUUGGUAACAAGACAAACAAGCCCGGCCAGUCGCCCCGGGGUGUAUUUGAGGGAAGGACGUGGUCCCGCGAGGCACACUUACUGUCCUGUCUCGCCGGAGGAAGGUCGUCCGUAGCGGUGGUGUCGUCCCGAUCCCGCCGUGAUCUACUGUCAGCUGCACCGCCUUCACUCACCGCCCUCUCUGAACUUGUCACCGCCAUGGCCGCCCUCGGGAGCCUCUACACACGGUACGGUGACCCUUACGGCUUCAGACCCGGCCCGACCUACUUCUUCACCUCGGCGUCGGCAGCCGACUCGUCCCCCUACCCCAUGGGGACGUCCCCCUACCCUCACGGGCUGUACGGGGACGUGGAGAGACCGGAGAGGCACCAGAAGCCGCCCUACUCCUACAUCGCACUGAUCGCCAUGGCCAUCCGCUCCAGCCCGGACCAGAAGAUCACUCUGAACGGCAUCUACCAGUGGAUCAUGGACCGGUUCCCGUACUAUCACGACAACAAACAGGGCUGGCAGAACUCCAUCCGACACAACCUGUCUCUGAACGACUGUUUCGUCAAGGUGCCCCGGGAGAAAGGCAAACCCGGGAAGGGCAACUAUUGGACUCUGAACCAGGACUGUGAAGAGAUGUUUGAAAACGGAAACUACAGGAGAAGGAAGAGGAAACCAAAGACGCCUUACAAACCAGCUGAGGGUCCUGACACCAAAGACGACGUAUCGGAGUCCUCAGCUAAACGGUCCGCAGACGACAACGCGACAAACCCCGAGGUGACAGGAGACGGGGAGGACCAGGGCGGAGUCCUGGCUGACUCCACACGUACAAACGAUAAUGAUUCCUCAACAGAAGCUGACGAUGACCGUGUUUCGGCCUCCCCACCCUGGUCCGGUCUGUCGGAAACCGAGAGAAAGUCGUCUUCCGCUCAGAGAACGUCUGUAGACCUCAGAGCCAAGACAACAUCGUCCCGACAGGCCAGCCCGGCGCCGGCAGAACCUGGACUCUUCAGUAUAGAGAGACUGUUAGCUCCCGACAACAGGACCAAACCGACGCCGGUCAGCAGAUAUCAUUUGUCCGGAGAACGACUCAACCCCAGCCCGAGAACCUCACCAGCAAGCCUCGGUACGACUACCGGGUCUGCUGUGAACAUCCUCCGGAGUAACAUCGUCCUGCACGCCGCCAGGACACCGACUCGUCUGAUGAACUCUCCUCGGCAGAUCCCCGCCAUUCCUCCGCCGGCUCUAGCUCCCAUCCCCGGUAUGACCCCGUCCCAUUCCACCACACCUCUGUACCCCACAUUCCCUCCCCUCCGUUACCCCCACCUCCCCUCCCAUCCGUACCCUGCCCUCCCCCUCCCCGGUUUCCCCGUCCCCCUCUCGUCUUGGACACUCACAGAAGCUGACGUCAAGACCAAGAAGACGGUUCUAGUCGGGUACUAAAUCCUGCAGUUCCGUUUUGUAUUGUAUAUGUAUAACGUUAUUCCAUAUCCUACCUAUUGUUUAAAUUUUGAUAGAAGGCAACGUCGUCCUAUUUUGGUCAGAAAGGACUAUGUUUAGACAGCAAUAUUUAUAGAACAAACUCGAUGUGACAAAGUGGUUAUUUCAACACGACUUAGUGGACUAGACUGUUCCAAAGGUGCGGUUGUUGGAAGGCGGUCCGAUUAUUAUGUUUCUCCACCUUAAGGUAUGGAGAGCAGUUGUCUUAGGAUGCAAUCCUUGCGCUAAAGCAACUCCACGGGAUUAGAAAGUGUGGCGGACUCUUUUGCCAUAAUAUUUUCAGUACUUUCGUCUAUGUGUGGGGUCAGAGCAGGGCAGCCAAAACUUGAUUGACGUGUAGAAAAUUUGCUGAGAAGUGUACCAGGAUUUAUCUUCAAUAUUUCUGGCUCGGU